This is a messenger RNA of Protopolystoma xenopodis, 807 nucleotides long. NCBI's taxonomy places the organism in Eukaryota, Metazoa, Platyhelminthes, Monogenea, Polystomatidea, Polystomatidae. The record is from the annotation of a GenBank genome assembly.
AUGCUUACCACUGGCCAUUAUUCUCAUUUCCGCAUACAGGAAGAUGACACACUUUCAUGCAGUAGCACGGGAAGUGGUAUUCCAAGUGAUAUAAGACCUAGUUCCGCCUCUCGAUCAAUCCUACCUACACAGACCUCCUUCGCCACCACCUCCAUCAACCAGCCACCGUCAGGCCGACUUCGGCAUUCACCAAUGCUAACCGCGAACUAUACUGGCCAGCUAAUUCGCUUCGCUGGUCACUCCGCCAAUAGCUUUCAACAUUCUAUCCAACCGUUGCACUCUCACUCACUACUCAAACCGUCCUCAGGCUCAAUUCCUCUUCAUGUACCCUCGAGACAGAUGUACUCUCAGCAUAAUACAGAAGUCCAUGCGAGCCUUAUUGCAGCGUUGUCAUCACCAACACCAUCUCUGGCACUUGAUAAUCGACCGGACUCCAAUGGCUCUCUGUUCCUCUUCUCAGAGAAUGAUUUCCCUAUUCAGGAUCCCCCCUACUUGAGUACUGGUAUUCUUGAUCAUCAAAGGGAAGUCGCUGUUACUACUUGCCCAGUUUGGGUCACUGGUGUACUUGGUGGGACUAAGGAUGCAGAUGGCAACGACAAAGGCAAACAUAAAAUGAAUGAGGAUGAACGUACAGCCGUUAACGCAGUCAAUUCUGCACAUCGUCUGAGCCCUAGUUCUACCGCUAGUUCAAAUGCACUGACAUGUCUCACAAUUGAUAAAACUGGUAAGAGUGAUGUGUCUCUUUUGAAUCGUGAUAGGGCCCUAACAAAUCCUGUCUUUUUUACUCCUGGCUCCACCUCUUCAUAA